This is a messenger RNA of Knipowitschia caucasica, 597 nucleotides long. The record is from the annotation of a GenBank genome assembly. NCBI's taxonomy places the organism in Eukaryota, Metazoa, Chordata, Actinopteri, Gobiiformes, Gobiidae.
AUGUCUGAUCAGGAGUUGGACAGUGUGGUGGCUGAUAUAAAAACAAAUAUGCCAGACAGCGGAGUCGACACCCUUGGUGUUUUAGAGAGACUCUCUUCGUUAAGGUGCACAGUGAGACGCUCCUAUUCUGUCCCGUGUCCCAAAAGCCUUGUGCAUAUUGAUACCAACCACAAGCUGAUUAGAUAUAACAUGGUCAUCUUUGGAGGCAUCGAUGGCUACUCUAGAAAGAUCAUGUAUCUUGGAGUUGCCAAUAACAAUCGGUCAGAAACAACGCUGGCAUUUUUCCAGGAAUCAGUGGACAAGUUUGGCUUCCCACUAAGGGUUCGAGCGGAUCAAGGUGUAGAGAACGUUGCAGUCGCUCGUCUCAUGUUUUCUGCUCGCGGGACCGGAGUUGGCAGUUUUAUUUCGGGCAAGAGUGUGCACAAUCAAAGAAUCGAGAGAUUGUGGAGGGAUGUGUACAUGGCAAUGGGAGAAAUGCAGACUCCUGUUCCAGAGCCACCAAUGUUAGAUGACCUGCAAAUACCUGAGAUAGAGUGGGAGUCAAGUGGAUUUUUUAGUACCUCAGACCAGUGGCGGCCGGCCAAUAGAGGGCGCUAG